AUGGUUAUCUCACAUUCUUCGAGGCUUACUGAGUACAAGGGAGCAGAACUAGGGUUUUGCAUCAUCAGACUACAAGGUUUGGUUCCUUUCUGUUCCUCUAGCUUAUUGUUUUAUAAACUCUUGAAGAGAUUGGCAUGCCUAAGGUUCCCCCAACCCAACACAGCACAAGAGGACGACCACACUUUUGGGAUUUGGAAAUGUUAG
This is a messenger RNA of Sclerotinia sclerotiorum 1980 UF-70, 204 nucleotides long. RefSeq lists its product with no specific name. Bases 1 to 204 code for a protein of 67 amino acids. Lineage: Eukaryota; Fungi; Ascomycota; Leotiomycetes; Helotiales; Sclerotiniaceae. The transcript is spliced from 2 exons. The record is from RefSeq and is a predicted model, not a curated record.